This is a messenger RNA of Amphimedon queenslandica, 1244 nucleotides long. RefSeq names its product chitinase-like protein PB1E7.04c. Lineage: Eukaryota; Metazoa; Porifera; Demospongiae; Haplosclerida; Niphatidae. The coding region runs from base 60 to 986 and encodes 308 amino acids. Gene Ontology annotation, molecular function: G protein-coupled receptor activity. The record is from RefSeq and is a predicted model, not a curated record. Gene Ontology annotation, cellular component: membrane. The transcript is spliced from 3 exons.
UCGUCAGUUCAUCAGAAUCCUCUCUUGUCGGUAUACAAACACCUUCAGCUACAUCAUCAAUGGCUACUUUAGUACUGUCAUCUGCUACUCAACUUGACUCUUUCAGUAUAGAAGCUACAUCAUCAAUGCCUGCUUUAAUACUGUCAUCUGCUUCUCAACUCGACUCUACAUCAUCACUGCCUACUUCAAGUUUAACACUGUCAUCUGCUUCUCAACUUGACUCUUUCAGUAUACAAGCUACAUCAUCAAUGCCUACUUUAAUACUUUCAUCUGCUUCUCAAAUCGACUCUUUCAGUAUACAAGCUACAUCAUCAAUGCCUACUUCAAUACUGUCAUCUGUUUCUCAACUUGACUCUACAUCAUCAACGCCUACUUCAAGUUCAAUACUGUCAUCUGCUUCUCAAUUUGACUCUUUCAGUAUACAAACUACAUCAUCAAUGCCUACUUUAAUACUUUCAUCUGCUUCUCAAAUCGACUCUUUCAGUAUACAAGCUACAUCAUCAAUGCCUACUUUAAUACUGUCAUCUGCUUCUCAAAUCGACUCUUUCAGUAUACAAGCUACAUCAUCAAUGCCUACUUUAAUACUGUCAUCUGCUUCUCAAACCGACUCUUUCAGUAUACAAGCUACAUCAUCAAUGCCUACUUCAAUACUGUCAUCUGCUUCUCAAAUUCACUCUAUAUCAUCAAUUCAUAUCCUGUCAUCUAGACCUCACUCUUCAAACAGUGGACAUACUCCUCUAUCUAGAACAACAAUACCUACAGUAACUUCAAUUACUGUAGUAACAUCUUUCUUCCAUAUUAAUUCUCCCUCUCCCUCUCUCUCUCUUCCUUUAAUGAAUUGCCCAGAAACUAAUCAAUGGGAAAGCACUAAACCAGGACAAUGGGCAAAUGGCACUUGUCAUAAAGGAACGUUUAAUGCCACAAGAUAUUGUGAUCUUAAUGGAAGAUGGGGUCAACCUAACGCAGUGUCAGUAAGCGAUUCAUAGAAAUUAUGUCAAAAAUUAAUAUAUCGCAUUAUGUUGCUCUUGAAUCACUAUCACAACAACUGAAUGACUUUCCAGCAGCUCAAAGCAUUGUAUUACUGGACUUCAUCAUCACAAACAGCACUAUAGAAUCAGAUAAUGAAACAACACAGGUAUGUAGUUGGUUAUACAUGUACCUUGCCUUAAGCACAAAGCAUGCACUUUACAAAAUAGUUAGUAUUAAAAUUUCUGUUAGUGAAAUAAUACAGUUGGCUUCAAAUA